Amyelois transitella is the source of this 8553-nucleotide messenger RNA. RefSeq lists its product as uncharacterized. The transcript has 11 exons. The record is from RefSeq and is a predicted model, not a curated record. Gene Ontology annotation, molecular function: guanyl-nucleotide exchange factor activity. Bases 189 to 7091 code for a protein of 2300 amino acids. Lineage: Eukaryota; Metazoa; Arthropoda; Insecta; Lepidoptera; Pyralidae.
AGCGGGAGGGCUGUGUGAUUCGUGUUCCGCGCCCGCUCGGCCAUUACAGCGCGACGUAUCAUUGUUUGUCAACAAAUAUUGACACGAAAAUGUAACUUAGUACCGAGUUUUGUGAGCCAAUCGACUCAUAGUGAUGUGUUGAAACGUUAUCACGUCGGUGAUGCGAAGUUAAAAGUUUUUAAACGAAGAUGGACGGCGCUAAUGCAGAUUCCGACCAUUCUAUGACUUGGGAGGACUUUUUCGGUAGCACAACGGAUUUGACACCGACGUUGAUUGGGAUUUACGAUUCGUUAUUAGAGCCGGGAAAAAGUUUAAGGCCCGAAGAAACUACUUUAGAAACAGCUAAAGACGCAAGAAAUGAUCCACCAGUAGAAAAUAAUCUAAAAACAACAAUGACUAACGAAAUGGAUGUAAUUGUAGAUGAGAAACCUUUAGUCAACCCGUCUAAAUUAGCUGGAAGUGUCAAGCUCCCAAUAGCAACAGUAAACAAAAGUUCUUUGUAUAAUAAUCGAACUAAAAGUGAUAAAAAUGGUGCUAGUGAAGUGUUUGUUAACUCCAGUGAAAGUAAAGACAGAAUAUUACAUAGAAGUUUAAGAGAAACCAAAUCUGAGACGUCAACGUUUGAUAAUCUUUCGCCUAACGUGAGAAGGAUGAUAUCAAGUGCGACAGAGACAACAGCAUUAAAGUUUCAGAAGAAAACAGUAGGAGGUGGCAAAUCAUCAACCAGAUAUAAAUCUAAUAUUCCUUUAGUAGGCGCGACUUCAAAAAUAUCACAAUCGGGCGUAGAAAUUCUGCCUUCAGUAGAAAUUUAUGAUCAACCGUGCGAUAUCAGAUCUCAGAACAAAGUGAAACUAGAUAAACAAUCUCCUACGAAAAUACCUGGACUAAAACCAAAAUUCAAAGUUGAUGAAGAGACUUGCUACGAUGUCCCAACGAACAAUUGCCCCAUUAUAUAUGACGUUCCAGUAGUAGCUAGUAAAACUGCAUUUGAGUCAUUAUCUUUACCUUACAUAGACCAAUCUAUCGAACUUUCUAUAUCAUCGAAUGAUAGAGAAUUCGAUAUUAAAUUAUCAUCGAAAGAAAAUUCGCCACAGAAACCUGAGCCUAAAAGUUUGACACCAGAGGCAUCACCAGCGAAAUUUCCAAAAACGCUUAAUGGCACAAACAGUUUAUGUCGAAAAGAUUUUACGAGAACCGAAAGUCCGGCUAAACAGCUAUCCAAAUCUGGUCCUUACCCCGAAGUGGUAGGGUCGACAGGGAAUUUGAAGACAUUCGUGAAUCCGGAGAAGGAUUUGAAACUAAAUCCACCAGCGGCGGAGGUUCCUCGGCCUUUAUCGAUGAGUUCUAUAGCAUCUUCAAGUUCUACAUCGAGUAGUGGAGUUCAGAAUAAAGGUGGAGUGAAUUCCGCAUAUUUGGCAUCAAUAGAAAGUCUUGACGAUCAUAGCGAUGCUGACAUGAUUUCGGCAAAUGGUAGCAACAACUUUGUCAACAACGCUGGUAUCUUGAAUACGAGUGUAUCUGAAGAAGGGAACUCCGAAACUAUUCCAAGACAGCAAGGCGAAGCUCCCGGCUUAUCCCAAUUGGAAAGAGUCUGCGCGGAAAUAGUCCAGACUGAGAACGUUUACGUUGAAGAUCUGCGCCAGGUUGUUGAGGGAUAUCUGCAUGUCUGGCGGCGAGAGUCGACCUUCUCCGAUGAAGAGCUGACAGAGCUGUUCAAUAACAUCGAAGAUAUCUAUGCUUUCAACAGGUCACUCUGCGAAGAACUGAACACGUGUCGACUAGACGCUACUUGUAUAGCUAGAUGUUUCGUCAACAACACCACUGGUUUCUCCGUCUACACUUCUUAUUGUACCGGCUACCCUCGUACGAUGAAAAGAUUGGCCGCUUUGGCAUCAGAUCCGGACAGCGCAAGGGAGUUCAGGGAGAAACAACUGGCGUUAUGUCAUCCAUUACCACUUGCAUCGUAUUUGCUAAAGCCCGUGCAAAGGAUUCUGAAGUAUCAUCUGUUAUUGCAGAAUGUAGUGAAGCAGUGUGCGUCUCGUGAGACGGAGUACGCCUUACUGAAGAUGACGGGCAUCGCGCAACACAUCGAUGACAUGAAGAGACGCCACGAACAUGCCGUUAGAGUGCAGGAGAUCCAGUCUCUGCUCUACGGCUGGAAUGGACCUGAUUUGACCACCUACGGAGAGUUGUGUGCCGAAGGGACAUUUAGAGUAUUCGGCGCGAAGGCGAUGCGUCACGCCUUCCUCUUCGACAAAAUGCUGCUCGUCACCAAGAACAGAGAAGACGGCAUUCUGGCUUACAAGACACACAUCAUGUGUAACAAUAUGAUGCUGGUGGAGUCCAUAGCCGGGGCGCCGCUAUCGUUCCACGUGAUCCCGUGGGACGCGCCGCGCUCGCAACUAACACUGCAGGCCAGGUCUGCGAGGCACAAACGAGAGUGGACCUUAUUGAUCAAGCGGGUAAUAUUGGAAAAUUACCAAGCAGUGAUACCAUCACACGCCAGGCAGCUCGUUAUGGAACUGGGACAGAAUAAAACUGAUGAUGACAUGCUAGCAGAGAAAUCGCAUAACCUCAUCACCCAAGCAUCCAUGAGGAAGCAGUUAUCAGCGCCAGAAUAUUUGGAAAAGCGUAAACUAGACAGAGAAAGAAGAAAAAGUUUCGAAAAUGGCAUCAGAGGCAGGUUGAAGAAGGUCAACAGAAAAUACACAGUUCCUAAUUCUAGAUCCGAAAUCAGUCAAGAUUGUGAUUGUGCACAGUUUUCAGCCGAGAAGGGUAUAGAUUACACCUGUGAAAAUUGUUACGUAGAUCUCUGUUCUGAUUGUGAAGCAGAAACUGCAAAAGAUAAAGUUAAAAAAGAGGGCUGCAGUUGUAGAGGUGAUAAUGAAAUUUCCGGCGAAAAAUGUCCUGAAUGUGACAGAUUACUUCAUUACAUUGAUUCGGGGAGUGCCGAACAUCUCGAAAGGAAACUCUCAAGCUGUAAAUGUUCCGAUUUUAAAUCUUCCGAAGAAAGUUUUGGUAAAGAAUUUACAAAUUCUCUUACCAAAACUCGUGGGUACCAUUCUUCAGAUAAUAUUGUCGGUUAUACAGAAGGACCAAAGGGGACAGACGACUUGACGGACAAUAAUUCUUUAACAAAUAUUAGAAAUAUUCCUAAAACGUGUCUUAAAUGCGCUAAAAUCAAAGAGAACAUUGUUGUGACUGAUUCUACUAAUACAUUACAUUCAAGAAAGUCUCGGUGUAAUGAAGGUGACAAACACAAAGAAAUGACACGGUCGAAGUCGAGAGAUGAUCCUCAGAGGUCUAAAUUGUCUAAAAUUGGAACUUGGAGAAGAAAAUCUGAACCGGGACUCCCACAAAAUACAGGGGCAUCGAAAAAAUCUUUAGAUAGUGACAGUGAAAGAAAUGAUGGACGUGGUUGUGAAAAAAUUGAAUUUGAAUGUAGGAAUUGCGGAUCAAAUAAAAUUAGUAAGAAAAAUAGGAGUAGCGAUGGAGUUCAAAUCACCGAUUCAGAGCUAGACAACACAAAAAAACCUAAUUUAGAAAUAAGAAUGUACAACACGAAAAAUGUACCAAAGAAAAUAUCAAAAUUAAAGAAAAACAGAGCUAAAGGACUACGACUCGGUUCUGAUACUACUGCAAAGUUUUACGCUGACUUUUCUACUGAUGUGUCUACUGAAAAUAUUCUUCAUAUAUCGGAAUCAAAUGAUAGCCUCAACAUUGAUAAGCCCAACGAUGUAACUAAAAGAUUAGAAGUUCCAGCAACAAUUAGCAAAGAUGAAGAUAUAGAUGAGGAAACUUACAAAAGGUUAAUAGAAAAGACAGAUUCUUUCAAGAAAAAUGAGUUAGAAAAAGGGAAGUAUAUGAAUAAACAAAAAGUAAUAAACGAAGGUUCAGAAACCGAGGAAAAAACGAACGAAGGAGAACUUAAUGAAGAGAUUCAUGAAGACGAAGCUGAAAAACCACUUGAACAAAUAAUAUCACAGUUAUUAUUGCAAAAUAGGGAAUUUCAAAGAUUAUUGAAAAAGCAACAACUCAGAAACACUGCCCAAAGAAGACAUCAGAGAUUAUUAAAAUCCCAUUCUAACCCAGAACAAGCUAUAUUACAAAAGAAUGGUGAAUCGCUUAAACUGAAGCCUAAAUAUGGGCGGCAGACAUCGGAAAACAUAGAUUGUGAUCAAAGUUGUGAUGUAGAUUGUACUAACACAACUGAAUCGCUGACUAUGGUCGAACCGGAACAACUUGAUGAUGAUCACAUUUACGAAACUUUGAGAUGUGAUGGCAAAGAAACAGAAAAUUUACAUACUUUGAAUAAUAAAAGUAAACUAAUUCAACACCAUCAUACACAUCUUGCUAGACCACGAAGAUUGCCGUCUCCACCUAACAAAGACCAGAUUUUUGCUGAAACUAGAACUCCAGGUCCAGAUUCCGACUAUGUGUACUUAUCAUUUGACCAAAUCAAUAGAAAUAGAGACGCAGAAAGUAUAUAUGAUGUUCCAAUAUCACCUGAAAAACCUGCUAAACUAAAUAAGUGUGACAAUUAUGAACAUAUGGAGAACAAAGGACCACCUAAGACAGAAAAAGAUAACAUGUAUGACACACUUUUGGAACUUCGAAGAAACAAAGAUGAAUCUGAUACUCUAGCAAGUGAAUAUUUACCCAUGACUGCUAGUCAGCAAAGUCCUAAUACUCCAGAAAUUUGGCUUAGUCGACAAAAAGAACACUUCACUGUAUCACGUGACAGAAAGUCUGGUUCACUGCCACGAAGUUUCCAAGUUAUUACUACCAAUCAAGAAGAUAAUAAUUUGAGUUCAUUUAAAUGUAAACCUAACAGCAAUAGUAAAACAUAUCUAAACAGAGAUGGGAAGGUCAUGAGCACUGACAGACCAUUUACAAUUGCAUCAGAUAAGAGUGAAAUCAGUUAUGAUGAUGUUGAAAAUUAUAUGAGUGAAGGGGAUAUUCUUAAAUUUAAAAGGGACUCUAAAAAUAGUGAUAAUGAAUAUGCCAAGAAUGUUAGCCAAUCUACUUUAGAAUUGGAGGAAGAAAUUGACCGCUGUUACAAAAACAAUUUUGAAAAGAUAAAUCUUGACAAGAACAAAAAUGAAAAUUUACUAACAGUAUCCCAGCCAAACCUUAAUAUUUCAACGACAUCUUCAUGUGAAAUAUUGCCUACAGAUCAAAAUGAAGAUAAUCCUCCUGAUAUAGAAAUAUUUCAUCCAGAGCAUAAAAUAUAUAAGCCAACUGGAAAUAUUUUGUCAUUGAAAAAUGUUCUCAGUAGAUUCAAAGGUCGUAAUAAAAACAAUGAUGAUACUGAAAACGCCAAUGAUCAAAGUAGUCCUGACAGUGGAAAAUCUGAUGUCAAAAGUCCAAGUAAUGAAAAGAAAUCUGCUCUAAAUCCCAAAAAUUACUCUAAAAACCUAUUACAGAGAUUUAGAAGUAUCAUUGGUGACGAGCAUUCAGAUGAUAAUAAGAAUGAAAUAAAACCUAGUUGUGUUCCAGAAGAUUCACAAAAUAUACCUCUUAAAAGUGAAAUCAAGGUAGUAAUUACAUCAACAGAAGGAAGCCCGACAACAUCGACAUAUGUGAAUUUAAUUAACAGUGAAUUGUUGAGUAAAAGCGUAUUCGAACAAACGACACUAACCGAUAGUCAACAUGAGAAAAAUAAUCUGGAUGCCUUAUCUUACAGUUGUGAUAAUAUAAAUGAAAAGGACGGUAAAUCACGCGUUAUAUAUGAAAAGAGUAUAAGUUUAACUUCCAAUGUAUCUAGUACGUCUUCACCUUCAAAAUCGAAUAAUAGUUCCUACCAAAGUUUAAACAAAUUACCUAUUUAUAUGCAAGGAAGUAAACAUUUAGGAGCUAGAAUAGCACAAUCAGAUUAUCUCGAUCCAACUACUUUAUUAAAAGAAAAAUCGACUUUACAGAACGUCAAUGUUCUGAUUAAUAAAAACGCCGUGAGGCCAGACAGUUUAUUUUCUAAUUCUUCGUUUGUUACAUCAUCUAGUGAAGGUACGUAUUUGGAGAAUCAAAGUAAAUCAUAUCGAAAUGAUUAUGAAGAAUCAGCAAUUACCAAUACCAACUCAGAUGAAAGUUUCUAUGAAAAGUCUUUCGAAAAAAUAGAACAGGUAACAGAUGAAGAUGUGUUUAGAGAUUCAGCUGUUUAUUCCGAUCAAGAAGAGUCUGAAGAGAUGAGAACAGAGUCUAGUGGUGAAAAAACGGUUAACAAAUCUAUUUCACGUGUGGAUAGCACCAAACGCUCGUCUUCAUUUAAAUCUCAAAACGUUAGUACUACAAUUAGUUUUAGUCAAAGUACUAGCUUACACACGAGAGUUUUAGUAAAAACAUCCAAAACUAACUUUAUGAAUAAUACUGCAGCAGAAUUGAAUGCUGAGAAAGUUAAAUCUAAAGUUGCUCCACCCGUUCCUGUCAAACCUAAAAUUACUAAUAUACCCUCAUCAGCAUCCUUCCAAGCAAAAACUUAUGUACUUAAUAAAAAUAAUUUAAAUAAAGCAGAUGUUAAACCUGAAUCAGUAAACGUAAAGACUAUUAAGAAAAAUGUGAAUCAUAAGCAGCCAUUGAUGAAAUCAGAAUCUGUAAAAGAAAAACCAGUAAUAUCUGAAACAAAUGAUACGAAAAUUGCAGCAGCUGAAGAUGGAAAUGAAACAGAAAAAAUAAAAGCUGGAAGUAUACAUUUAAAAAGGAUGGGAUUUGAAAGAGCAAGUCUUGAUUCGGCGACACGAAAAAUAAAAACGACGAACGAAAUAAAACGAUCGUCGAUAGAACAGCCGAAAGUUAUGACGAAAUCGGUUUUAGAAAGGCGAAUGGAAAUCGAGCAAAUGUCCAAAAGUCAUAUAGUAAAACCCAGUGUCAGUAUAAAAAAGCCUACACCAAUAGCAAGACAGAAAUCUAUCACAACGAAAGUAGCUACAUUUGAAAGGAAUGUUAAUGAGAACGCAAUGAAAGAUGUUAAGAAUACAACAAGUUGUGCAGUCGAUAAAGACAACAUUCCCGCCAAAAAUGUCAAUGAAAUUGUCGAGAAUGAAACUGAUCCGAAGGGUAGUUGGGUCAAGCAAGUUGUCCAUAAAUUUCAAUGAGCUUAAGUGAUUUUACUCACUGCAUUUAAAUAUCCGUCUGUUUUUGUACUCAACUUUUAUAAUCCCUUUAGUAUUAGAUAAUCGUAGUUUAUGAGUAUUUUGUUUAUCUUGUAAAUAACUCGUCAAACUCUUUGAGAUUGAUAUCUUGUGCCAUAGUAUGUACAAGAUGAUUAUGUAUACGCACAAUUAAAAAAAUGUCACUGUAUAUAAAUCUUUCCAAUGCUUAAGCCUUAUUUUUUAUAUUCAUUAGUGCCAUGCAAAAAUAUUUAUACUAGGAUUCAAAAUAUUCUCUUUUCGUGUUGUUUUGGCUAUAUUUUAAAUUAAAAAAAAAAAUGCUUUUUUUCAGUUUUAUGUGCAAUCAGAUCUUUAUUUAUUUUUAAUUUUAAGAUUUCGUUGUGUAAUUACUAACACCAAAAAGUAGAAAAGUUAGUAUUAUUUAUAUACUAAUAUCGUAAUGAUCCCAUUUGGUUUGUUUAAAUACCUGAUUAAAUUAGUUUUCAUAGUUUGUAUACCUAAUAUGACCUUUUUUAAUAUCUAACAUUUAGUUAGUCUAUUUUUUACGCAUAAUUGAUUUCAAUCCCAUUUCGCACCUCGUAAUAUUUAGUAAUUCAGUAAAACGAGUAUUUUUGUACUUAGUAUUUUUCUGUACUUAUUUCGGAAUUAAUUACGUAACCGUUAAGACUGUUAGUUUAAGUUUUGACGUUAUAUUUUUGAUUUUUUGUUAAUAAAUGUCAAUAGGACAUAAUUUAUACGAAAAAUCAAAAAAAUAAAUUCCUAAUCCUAUUACCUAGUGUAAUAUCUGGUGAAAUGUAUUAACAAUAUUUUUAUACGCUGUUCCUUAUUUUUGAAGUGCACAGUUGUUUCUUUUUCAUCCACGAAUCCAAUACGGGUUAAAUUUAUCUGCGGUUGCGGAGGUCAAAUCGGAGUCGCUUUGUAAAAACCUGACUCACGCAAUCUAGGACAAAGGCAUACCCUGGGGUCUUCUCCAGAGAGGUGAGGAUGCAACCGGGACUAAAGCCAGGAGGAAUAAUUGGAUUUUUUUUCAUAUAAUGCUGAUAAGACAUAAUUAAAAAAAAAUAUAAUGAAUAAAGUAUUCAUAUAUUGUAAAUGCACUGACAAGACUAGGUACCUACGUACGGAAAAUUUACGAUUAAAAUCCUUGCUAAUCUAAUGCAUACCAUACUCAAGUUCAAUUGUGCUUUAAAAUUUUCUACAUUUAUGUAGUCUUGUCAGUGUUUAACAUCCAUAUUUACAUAAACUAUUAUAUUCUGUCGGCAAUUGUAUGUUGUUGUCUCUAUCAUUACCGUUUUAAAGAAAAGGACAGCGUUACAAAAUGUCACUCUGACAGAUUACUUUUACUCUGUAACAAAAAAUUAUUUGUGGAGCAUGUAGUACUAUAGGAAUUACUAAUAUUCUACCUUGAUAAAGGUAGUUUUGGUAAUAAAUAAAGACUUUAAAAUGA